AUGGCCACGCAAGCGACUGGAAUCACAACAUUGCAUUUGAAGUCUCUCUACUCGCCCUCUUAUCGUUUAAUUCCAGCUGUUUAAUUGACCCUUUCGCAUUGAGUAUGCCUCUAACUAUCGCUGAGGGGCAGCAGUGUUACAGAACACGUGAAGUAUUUCCUCGCGUGUGAAUGAAAACAUGCUGCUGGUCGCUGUGAAAGCUAACCGACAGCAACAGGAACGAGCUAGCGAACGGCUGUUCGGCUGUGAUGUCUGUCCCCGUGGAAAAUGACAAGAAGACGAGGCAGACGGUUAGCUAGUUAACAGCAUGUGACACACACACACUCACACAAGCUGUCUGCUCAUACACACACACACACACACACACACACACACACACACAAAGUUGGGUGUCAAAGAUGCCUCGUCUGGAGGAGCUGGCCAACGUUGUCCUCAGGGUGCCGAGCAUACUGGUGCUGGACCUGCUGUACAAGUGUGACAUUGAAGGCCUCACGGAGCACCUCAAGGCCAAGAGUGAAGACAUGCUCUUCAAGUACAAAUAUGUCAUCUGGAACAUGUACUACUUUGGUCAUCUGCUGAACGUGGUGGUGUUGAUUUUGCCGUUGAGACACAUUGUGACGCUCUACCUGCAUAUCCUCGCUGCUCUUCUCCUGUACAUGGGGCAUCAGAUUUCCAUGGAUUAUAUCCGCGAGGAGCUGCACAGCAGUUAUGAGGGAGCGGUGUACGUCGAUUCUCUGGCGUUCAACAGAUUCGUCUCUGCAUUGACGAGUCAGAUUAUUCUCAGCACGCUGUGUGCCUUCCUGAUGAAGACCAGAAAGGUGUGGUUGUUCUCCGCUCACUUGCUCCCCCUGCUGGCCCGACUCUGCGGCGCUCCGCACGCCGCGCUGCUGGCCGCCAACACUCUCUCCGUGGGGCUAACGGGCGCGGGAAUCACCGUGUUCCUCCUCUCGCAUCUCUUCGUGCCCUAUCGGCUCGCAAAGGCCGCCUAUUUAGAGCUGCUGCAGCUGGAGGUGAUCGAGCUGUACCGACUUCUGGCUGUGGGAAUCUCCCUGUGGAACCAGUUUGCCGUCCCAGUGCUCUUCAGCGUCUUCUGGUUUGUUCUGUUCGUCGUCCAGCUGUGCUCAGACAUCAUGUCUCGAAAAACCUCAGCAGGCCGUCAAGGAAUCAUGUUCUUCCUGCUCUCAAGUGUCUCCGAAUGUUGUGCCACGCCGUACUCUCUUCUGGGUCUGACCUUCGUGGUGUCCUAUCUCGCUCUUGGGCUGCUUAACCUAUGCAAGUUCUACCUGGGAGGUUAUGCAGCUGUUCAGAGCGAGAACGUCAUGCACAGAGGUGUGACGGAGGGCGUCACUCUGCUUCUGCUCGCUCUUCAGACGGGCCUGUUGGACAUGCAGGCGCUGCAGCGCACCUUCCUCCUCAGCAUCGUCCUCUUCAUCGUGGUGACCUCGACCCUGCAGUCGAUGAUUGAAAUAACAGACCCGGUUAUUCUGGUCCUGGGUGCGUCCCGCAACAGGAGUGUGUGGAAACACUUCCGUGGCCUCAGCAUGUGUUUGCUUCUGCUGGUGUUCCCCGUGUUCAUGGCUUAUAAAAUCUCCAAGUUCUUCCACAUGGACUUCUGGCUCCUGAUACUGGUGUCUAGCUGCAUGCUGACUUCCCUUCAGGUUACAGGCACGAUGCUGAUCUACUCUCUCUUCAUGGUGGAGCUGUUCCGCAGCGACCCCAUCGAGAGCCUGGACGAAGUCAUCUACUGGGUGAACGCCGUCAGCAGGGUGCUGCAGUUCGUGGUGGCGCUGUGCGUGGUGGCGUACGGCACCUGGGAGUCGCUGUUUGGCGAGUGGAGCUGGAUGGGCGCCUCCGUCAUCAUCAUCCACUCCUACUUCAACGUGUGGCUCAGAGCUCAGUCCGGCUGGAGGAGCUUCCUGCUCAGACAGGAAGCGGCGAAGAAGAUCAGCUCCCUCCCCAGAGCCACCGCUCAGCAGCUGCAGCAGCACAACGACGUCUGCUCCAUCUGCUUCCAGGAAAUGACCUCGGCUGUGAUCACAUACUGUGGACAUUUCUUCCACGGCAACUGCCUCCGCAAGUGGCUGUACGUGCAGGAGAGCUGCCCCAUGUGCCACCAGACAGUGCGACCCAUCCCGACGGGUCAGAGCCCGGCUUCGGGCGACGUCCCGGCAGCUCAAACCCAGAGAGACGCGGGGCCGGAACCGGCUGCGCAUCAAGAGGGAGCUCGGAACCAGGACAGCGGUUCUUCCCGGCAGAUGCAGAGCGAAGCCGCGACUCCUCGUCCCACCGAGGGGCGGCAGAAGGAGGAGACUGAAAGCGUCGAGGGUGAAGAUUGUGAGAGGGAAGAUAAAGACCAACCAGCUGAUACGCACGGGGAAGCUGUCCACGGUCUUCGUUUCAGCUCCAGUGGAGACUUUGUUGGAUUGAAUGAGCUCGCGGUGGAGGACCAAUUUGACUAAUGGAGCCGAACUUGUAGACCGCAGUACUUUCUGCCCUAAAGAGCCACGAAACGGUGAUCGUGAUAAACAUGACAGCCGUGAAGGUACAUCUAAAUCACGGAAGAACCGUGGCUCACGGGAAUCAAACAAAAAUCAUGAGGCACUUGGUACGAGCCUUGUGGAUCGCCAAACGUCUGUCAAAUCGUGUAAUGAAAACUCAGAGCUCUUAGACGGCAUUGAUGAUCCUCAAAGUCAUAAAGGUAGCGCCACAUAUUCAGACUUGAAGCCAGGCGAACUUCUAGAGGAUGAAACUGUCCCACAGACGCCCCCGUCCUCCUCAGAUGCCACCUUCUCUUGCACAAGCGCAGACAACAGGGACUCACUGCACCAGUGCCUUGGAAGGGAGUGAAAGGGGGAUUCCUCCACAACGGGGAAUCAAAACACAUUUGCCUUCUCUCUGUGAACCAAUCAAGAAAUGUCUUUUUACCAGACAGUGUAAUAAAUGUGCUUCAGUUCAGAUUGAAUAUAGAGACUGGUUUGUGUUGGGUUCAAAUCACACCCGUAUUGUACAACUGUAAAGAGAUAAAUAUAUAAUUCAUAGAAGUUAUGUGUAACUAUAAAGCAAUUAUCUUGCAUCAAUGUUUACCAAACUCUAUCAAUUACAAGUAAAGAUAUUUAAAUUUUAGCAAUUGCAUUUGGUUUAUUCUAUUUUUUCCUGUUGUACUUGUCUUGCAUUUUUGUGAAAGCAAUGUGGCAAAAAGAAAAACUUCAGCAUUUGCCUUUUUUUAAUCAUGAAUUAACCUUUUAUACUGUGGCUGUUCUCUGUCUCCCAGGAUUAAAUUACUGCUGUGAACAUGUACUUUAUUCCCGUAGUUUCAAAAUUAAUAAAUUCAUGAAGACGG
Molecule: messenger RNA, 3340 nt
Organism: Pseudoliparis swirei
Lineage: Eukaryota; Metazoa; Chordata; Actinopteri; Perciformes; Liparidae
Product: RING finger protein 145
Exons: 11
Coding region: 399-2459 (686 amino acids)
Cellular component (GO): endomembrane system; endoplasmic reticulum
Molecular function (GO): ubiquitin protein ligase activity; zinc ion binding
Source: RefSeq, a predicted model, not a curated record